AUGGGAGGUGACAUGCCGUGGCCGCAAGUCCCCGUGGGCAAUAAGGACCACACUGAGGCAGCUGUGGUCAUCAUCGGCGCGGGGAUUUCCGGCAUGUGCACCGCUAUUGACCUAAUCAAAAGAAACAACUGCAGAAACUUUGUUAUCCUUGAAAAGAGUGGUGGGCUUGGAGGCACAUGGCGAGACAACAAGUACCCAGGAUGCUGUUGUGAUGUCUGGUCACAUUUAUACAGCUACUCCUUCGAGCAAAACCCGGACUGGACCAGAGAGUACCCUGGCCAGGAGGAAAUCUUGCAGUAUCUCAUGGGAGUCGCACAAAAGUACGAGUUAUACCGUUACGUACGCUUCAACACCGCCGUGGACUCAGCCAAGUGGGAUGACGCAGAGAAAAAGUGGAAGACAACAGUGUCUGUACAGGGCGCCAAAGACGCCGAGUUUGGGAGCACAUAUACCAUUACCUCUGACUUUCUAGUCUCUGCCGUAGGCCAGCUCAAUGUGCCUAGAAUGCCAGAAAUACCAGGCCUCGACGACUUUCAGGGAAAACUCAUGCACAGCGCCCGCUGGGACUGGAGCUACGAUCUACGAGGCAAGAAAGUUGCCAUUAUUGGAAACGGUGCCACAGCCGCGCAGAUCAUUCCAGAGAUUGUCAAAGAGGUUUCUCAUCUUACCAUCCACCAGAGGACUCCCAACUGGGUCAUUCCUCGUCUCGACUCUACUAUUCCAGCCUGGAAGAGAAGUGUGUACAAAUAUCUUCCCUUUGUCCGGUGGCGAAAGCGAGCCGACAUGAUGGAUUUCCGGGAAGCAUUCUAUGCCGCCGUGUUUGAUAACGCAUCCACCACCGCACAAUUUCUUGAGGCGCAGAGCAAAGAUCAUCUGCAUGCUCAACUUCCAAAUCGGCCCGACUUGUGGGAGAAGCUGCAGCCAAACUACUCGAUUGGUUGCAAGCGCGUCAUCAUCAGCGAUGACUACUUCCCCGUAUUCCUCCGUGACAAUGUUCGAUUGGAAACCGGCAAAAUUGACAAGAUCACCGCCAACGGGAUAGUCACUGACGGAAAAGAGGAGGAUUACGACCUCAUUAUUCUCGCCACUGGCUUCCGCACUGUCGAGUUCAUGCAUCCCAUCAACAUCACAGGCAGCGCCGGGCGAACGUUGAGUGAGAUCUGGAAGGAGGGUGGGCAAGCUCUGUAUGGUGUGACUGUCGAGAGUCUGCCCAAUUUCGGAAUGCUGUAUGGUCCCAACACGAAUCUGGGACACAACAGCAUCAUCCUCAUGAUCGAGACGCAGAGCAAAUACAUCAACGCUCUGAUCAAGCAGGUCAUUGAUGCCCGAAAGAAUGGUGGCAGCCUGGUGAUCGAGCCUAACCCGGCCAAAGUCAAAAAGUACAACGAUGAAAUCCAGUCGGAACUGGAAAGGAGCAGCUUCGCAGACCCCAACUGCAACAGCUGGUACAAGGUCAAGGAUAGCGGCAAGAUUACCAACAACUGGAGUCGCACAGUCGUGGACUAUCAGAAGCUUUUGAGCAAUGUCGACUGGUCCGACUAUGAACUCUCAGGGACUUUUGCAGAUAAAGUGGCCAAGCAAAAGCCCACGCACAUUGGGCGAGUUGUUGAAGAGUCGCAGAUCAGCUACCAAACCAUGGCUCUGACGGCGCUGAGCUUAGCAGCGGUGGGCGCGGGCGUUGCUCUCCGGCACACGGAUCCUCACAAGAUGCCUUCUCCCUUCGGGUCUACCUUUGCCUCUGCUGCUGCUGCUGCUAGCACGAAUGGUGACAGUUCUGGAAAUAGAAGGGACAAUACGGGAUCAAGUGACUGGUCUAGAAGCCGUGUGAACGGCGCCCCGCAAACCUUUCGCAGAGUCUCUCAAGCGACCUCGCAGUCACAGACACAAUCACAAGCUCGAGAAAGCGCAGGCGUAGCGUUGCCUACUGCCAAUAACGGCGGCGUGUACAUCCCUCCUCACCUCAAUUCCACCAACCCUAGCAUGCCUCGAAAUCCCCCUCUGGGCGAUACCCGCUACUCCAAGGACCAACUUCUGAACAUAUUCCAAAAUCUCAAAGAGUCCUCGGCUCUAGAUCGGAACCUCGAGGAUAUUUUUUUGGGAACGUGGAAUCCCUUGGAUAGUCAAAACGGGGUGGGUGUUCACGGCAUCGGCGGUGACGGAAAAGACCAGGUCCCCGGCCCAGAGGUCUGUUGGAGCUAUAACAUAAAUCCCGAGCCAUUUGGCCUGAGGGUUAUGACGGAAGAGGAGAAAGUGCUCUUUUCCGGUUCGGUCAACUCGCCAAUCAAACCGCAGCAAAAUACCUCCAAAGAGAGCUCUGGAGUGGGAGUGAUCGGUGGACGCAAGGCUUCCUUAUCAGGUUACAACAGUACAACCGGGAAUUCGAGGCCAGGGACGCGUCGACGAGAGACGAGUGAUUCCUUCAUGAGUAAUGGCCCCAUGUCACCUGUAGAAACGAAGUCCUUUUUCCGAACCGAGUCAAACACCGCGACCCCUCCUCCUGCUCUGCUGCGACGUCGAACAGACUACAAGGAGGAAGAAGCCACACCCUCUGCCAAAGAAGAUCCAGAGCCAGACGAAACCCCAGAGUCGCAGCCGUCAUUUCCGGGGUUGCGUCGCGCAGGCACUGGUCCGUUAAGUGCCGGCCUGAAUCCCCCGUCUGCAUCGCCCUGGUCAGCGGGUGCUCAGCCGUCUGGUUUCGGAUCUAUGGGUACUUUUGGCAGCUUUGCGAUAGGGACUGCAAGCACGCCAACCGAGCCUGCCGACAAGCGACCUGGCUUUGGAAGCGCACGCAGCGCCAGCCGGUUCAAGGAUCUUUUGUCCAAGUCGAGUGCGGAGGAUGUCUCACAACCUGGUAAAGACAAAGGCCUUUUUGGGUCACUUGAAAAGUUGCCGGAAGAGGAUGCAGAUGCCAGCCAGGCGAGGUUGCGCGACGAGCUCAAGACUCGUCCCGGUCGUAGUGAGACCAAUCCGUAUGAGGACGCACCCGCGCGAGCAGGCAGCGCGGCUUUGGGUGGCGCCCAGGAGGCCAUCCCAGCCGGUGCAGGGAUUGAACAAAUGGGCAUGUCUGCAUUUGCUCCUCAUGCUGCGAUUGGUACCCGGGACUUUGGCCACGAUGAAGGGUACCAGCAAACACCGCACGGACGAUACAAUCUCCACGAACCCAUGAGCCCAACAAACACCAAUCCAUAUCAGAGUCCUCACGGUCGUGUCGAGGACGAUGAGCGUGACACAAAUGACUCCGCUUCCCAGGCAUCGGGCCUCCCGCCUUUUGGCGGUGCUGCGCGUCGAGGCAUGUAUCCUAUUUCCGACGAUCGAAGUAAUUCAGCAAGCGGUCUCCGCGGUGCAGCUGGAUUUGGUGGUCUGGCGGGCUUCGGUGGUCUCGGAGGUAAUCCUACUUGGUCCGGCGCUGGUAUCGGAUCAAGCAAACCCGCAUUGGAUCGAGGGAUCUCGUCUGCAUUUGGCGAUCCUAUAUUCAGUCCUCUGUCCGAGUUACAGUCUCCUGGUGGCCUCGGCGGCGGUUUCGGUGGAUUUGGCUCUGGUGGAAGGGCUGCUCGACUCGGAGCCAUGUUGCCAGCGGCAAUGCAAGAACAAAUUCGAGGGGACAGCAGGAACGAGACUGCAUCGUUCGACUCUCGGCCAGACAGUGCUCAACAACAUCCUGUGCGAGAUCCUUUCGAUGGCACAAACCGCAGACAAGAUGAGUUUGGUCGUCCACCAAGCCUCUUCGAAGAGUCUCCUUCUAUGAGGAGCGUGGAAGAACCGCUGAAUCCCAAUCUGCCCGGCCAAUUUGGACCUCCGAGCGCAGGGCCCCCAACGGGUUCAGUCCCGAUAUCAGGUUCAGCUUCAGCUUCACAGGCGGCACCGAGAACGGGCGGAUCGGAGAACUAUCAAUCCGGCCAUGGGCUCAGUCAGUCGAGCGGGAGUAACUCUUCGAACCAGCUGCCAGCUGCGCAACAGCGACAAAUGGUUAUGCCCGACCGGAUGCGCUGGAUCUAUCGUGACCCUCAGGGAAACACCCAAGGACCAUGGUCCGGUCUGGAGAUGCACGAUUGGUUCAAGGCCGGCUUCUUUACAGCUGAGCUACAGGUGAAGAAGCUUGAGGAUGCCGAGUUUGAGCCACUUGCCCAAUUGGUGAGACGCAUAGGAAACUCUCGUGAGCCAUUCUUGGUGCCUCAGAUCGGUGUUCCUCACGGCCCUCCAACCGCUGGCCCUGGUAACAACUGGGCGAACCCCUCUAUGGGUGCGGCUGCUAGCGGUACUGCCCAGCCACCCUUUGCUAAUAGCUUCCCAAGCUUCGGUACGACCUUGACCGCGGAGCAACAAAAUGCUCUGGAAAGACGUAAGCAGGAGGAGCAAUACCUGAUGGCAAGGCAGAAGGAACAUCUGGCGCAACAGCAGAUGGCUAUGAAGAUGCAAAUGCAAAAUGGGAUGCAUUCGUUGCACCAUCACUCCAGCGCCCAUUCCCUACAAAGCCAACCCAGCUUCGGAAGCAUCACCUCGCCGACUGGUUAUCAGCCGUCGCCAAUACAGCCGUUGAUGCAACCUCCCCAACAAGGUCUACCAUUCGCCCACCACGCUGGACCGUCUGCGGCACCAGCCUUUGGCCGUGAAGAUGAUAUUCAUAAUAUGAUGGAUCGUCUGAGCUUCAAUCAACGCACAAAUAAUCUCCCCUUUACCGGCGCCCCUUUAGGCCCUCCUCCGCCCGAGGUCGUUCCCUCCCAACAAGUCAACACGAUGCUUCAAGAUAGGGCUCGGUUGCAGCAACAACAGCAACAAACUGAUAUGCGCGGUCAUCAGGAUGCUUUUUUAGGCCCUCAGGGCCGCAACGAGCGGCUGGACGAGUUCCACAGACUACGUGGGCAAAUCGACAUACCAGCUGGUCGUCUCGGCCCUGAAGAGCCUCGACCUCAACCCAUUGGUGCUCCCCGCCAACCUACUGAACAAGCUGUCACGUCAGCAGCAUCAAAGGUACCCGCCCCAAUUGGGCAUGCUGCUGUUACGGCGAAGCCCGAACCCGAGCAACUUUCUUUGGCUCAGCAAGUGCAGAUUGCAGCAGCCAGCCAACAAGCGGCCGCGGAAGAAAGUGCUUGGGCAAAGAAAGACACUCCGGUCGAGCCUCCCCCUGUCUCGAUUUCGCCUUUGCCUGCUCCCGCCGCCCAGCGGAACAGGCAACACGUGGCUGACGCCCUUGCCGCGGAGUCCAGAUCGGCCACCCAAACACCGAUCGAGACGCCCAUCGUCUCGGUCGCACCAUGGGCUGAGCGCACCGCUGAACAUGCCAAGGGUCCAUCUUUGAAGGAAAUUCAAGAAGCGGAAGCCAAACGGGCAGCCGAGCAGGAAGAAAUUGCUGCCGCUGCUCGACGUGCACAGGCAGAGCAGGAAAGGUUGGCCCAGGCUCAGGCCCCCGCCCCUGCACCCGGCCUUCCAUCGACUUCCACCUGGGGCAGCUCUGUGUCACCUGCCACACCCGGUGCUCAAACCACCUCUGUCUGGGCGAAACAAAACCCUGUCAAAACAGGUACAACAGCGAAUUCGGCUCCAAAGAAAACGCUGGCCCAGAUCCAGAAAGAGGAAGAGUCUCGCAAACAGCGUGCUGCUGCUGCGGCCGCAGCCGCUACGGCAAGCGUCCAAACUACUGGCACCCCAACCGCUGCUUCGGGGGGCAAGAGAUACGCAGAACUUGCUGGCAAAGCCGCUCCAGCAAACCCGGGGGGCCCAGGCGGCGUGUGGACGACUGUAGGCUCGGGCGGUAAGGCCAAGGCCCCGCCUGCCGUCGUUGCAACACCUCAGCCGGUGUCGCGGACAGUAUCAGCGAGCAGCGCACCCAAAACGCGGCCCCCUCUCUCCACACCUCGAAGCACCACCUCCACCAACCAGAGCAAAGCCAAUGAAGAAUUCACCAAGUGGAUCAAAGGGUCACUCGGGAAGGGGCUGAACAGCGGGAUCAACUUGGAUAAUUUUGUGCAAGAUCUGCUGCAACUCCCACCCGAUGUCGAAAUCAUAUCAGAUAGUGUCUAUGCGAGCUCGCAGACCCUUGAUGGCCGUCGCUUUGCAGAGGAGUUUGUCCGCCGCCGGAAGCUCGCCGACAAGGGGGUCGUGGAGCCUGCCACUGGCGUUCAACCGAUGAUGGGUAUUGGUGGAAGUGCAGAUACCAAGAGUGCGGGCGCUGCGGGUGGCGGAUGGAGCGAGGUUGCGAAGAAAGGGCCGGCGAACGCCAGUGCUGCGAAGGAGGAGAGCAAUGCGCAGUUCAAGGUUGUUGCCACGAAGAAGAAGGGAAAGAGGUAA
Messenger RNA from Fonsecaea monophora, 6285 nucleotides. RefSeq lists its product as hypothetical. The transcript has 7 exons. Lineage: Eukaryota; Fungi; Ascomycota; Eurotiomycetes; Chaetothyriales; Herpotrichiellaceae. The record is from RefSeq and is a predicted model, not a curated record. Gene Ontology annotation, molecular function: N,N-dimethylaniline monooxygenase activity; NADP binding; flavin adenine dinucleotide binding. The coding region runs from base 1 to 6285 and encodes 2094 amino acids.